This is a messenger RNA of Dothidotthia symphoricarpi CBS 119687, 950 nucleotides long. RefSeq lists its product as uncharacterized. Bases 83 to 802 code for a protein of 239 amino acids. The transcript has 2 exons. Lineage: Eukaryota; Fungi; Ascomycota; Dothideomycetes; Pleosporales; Dothidotthiaceae. Gene Ontology annotation, molecular function: protein binding. The record is from RefSeq and is a predicted model, not a curated record.
CUCAGCUCAUUCCUCUCGUACAUGACUCUUACUGAACACUAGCUUCAGUGAAUCGAUACUAUCUUGGAUAGGAGGCAAUAAAAUGGUCGCGUUGACGCCGCAAGCAAAAUAUGCUCCUGUCCCUCGCAAGGCGCUCAUCGACUACGACGAGUGUAUCCGCAUCGACGUUGGUUCCGGUGACGAGAUCCGGACAUUCCAGGUCCAUACCCCGCUCUUGACUCCGCGAUCCCUGUUUUUCAAAAAAGCUCUAUCUGGCAACUGGAAAGAGGCAGAGGAUCGAGUCGUCAAACUCCUAGACGAUAGUCCAUACAUCUUCGCGAUCUACACUCACUACCUCUACACGGGAAAAAUAGCAGUGACACCAGACGAUCGGUCUGACCUGAUCCAGGCCAUUGACGCCGAAUAUGAAGACCUUGCCCAAUUGUACGUCCUAGCAGAGAAACUACAAGACGCUGAAACCAAAAACGCGACUAUCAAAACGAUCUUGGAGGUAUGUCGCAGACAUGAGAUUGAUGGCAAAUACUACUAUCCAGACGGAGAUGCAGUAUGCAUCAUUUACAACGGCACUGUGACAGGGUCUCUUGCACGCAAAUUCAUGGUCGACAUCUUCAUAUGCAAGGCGACUGGAGAUUGGAUAGGACAAAAGACAUAUCCGGAGGAGUUCUUACGGGAGCUGUCGAUUCAGUUGCUCGACCAACGCGCUGCUCCCGAGAUAGAUUGGUUGUCAGACAGCUCGCAAUAUUUAGAGAGCACGGCCAUGUCAGAGGAACAGCGUGUGUUGGCCGAUCCGGGUGGAAUAUAAGGAACUGUACGGUGCCAUCUCGAGAAAUAUACAUCGUCUGGAUCUAUCAUUUCGUUUUCAACAGAAACCUACAAAAUAGUCCAGUAUAGGAGGUUAAAGUGCCCAAAUAGGCAGAUGUAGCAAACAGCGGCUCCUUGUACUUACCAUC